AUGGCGUCACCGUCGUCAACGGCGGCGACAAACGUCAUGUUAGCAAUCUUCGAGAAGAAAACCGUAUCACUCGAUCUCUACCGUCCGUUACGAAACUACAUCGCUUUCAACUACUCCGAACGGGAAGCUCAAAACCUCGAAGAUGAUCUCCAAACUCUCAAGCAAUACCGCUCCGAAAUCGAACGCGUUCCGGCCGCUUCGCUCCCUGCUCGCCGUGACAUUCUGCAAAAUUACUAUAAAGCCCUCUGUGCUGUUGAAUCUCGUUUUCCGAUCUCACCUGAUAAAGAUCACAUCAAUUCCGUGUUUUUUACUUGGUACGAUACGUUCAAGAACAAGCAGAAAGCUGUGCAACAGAAUAUUCAUCUAGAGAAAGCUGCAGUUUUGUUCAAUUUGGGAGCAGUGCACAGUCAGAUGGGUUUGAGUUUGGAUCGAUCAGCUGUGGAGGGGCGAAGGCAGGCAUCACAUUCCUUUAUUGCUGCAGCUGGGGCUUUUGCGUUCCUGAGAGACAAUGUGGCAAUGAAGGCAUCAAUGGGUAGCUCCACCACGGUUGACAUGUCAGUGGAAUGUGCUGGGAUGUUGGAAAGACUCAUGCUAGCUCAGGCUCAGGAGUGCGUUUUUGAGAAUACUAUUGCCAAGGGAAGCACCCCUGGAGUCUGUGCAAAGAUUUCAAGACAGGCAGGGAUUUAUUACGAGGAAGCUUUGGCAGCAUUAACUGUUGCACCUCUGAACUACCACUUUGACAAGGGUUGGCUGGCUCAUGUUCAGCUCAAGGCAGCCUUGUUUUAUGCUGAGGCCUGCUAUAGGUACGGUAUGGAGCUCCACGAGAAAGAAGAAAUUGCAGAGGAAAUUGCGAG
This is a messenger RNA of Nicotiana tabacum (common tobacco), 854 nucleotides long. The record is from RefSeq and is a predicted model, not a curated record. NCBI's taxonomy places the organism in Eukaryota, Viridiplantae, Streptophyta, Magnoliopsida, Solanales, Solanaceae.